UAAAGAAGCACAUUUUAGAAAUCUGUCUAAAGAAGUGACUUUCACCUAUAAUAAUUAACAUAUCUAGUGCAAAAAAGGAUCACCUUGCAAAGUAUAAUAUCUCUAUGCAGUACAUUUGUUAAAUCAUAUUAUAAGUAUUAAUUCAGCAUGUCAGACAUUGAAGAAGAUGAGUUUCAAGAUGCUCAAGAAUCUUUACCACAGCCUACUUCUAUGGAUUUGGAUACAGCAAUAAUGGAGGCAAAGAAAGCGAUAUAUUAUUUUUUUAAUAAUGAUUUCGAAGAAGCAAGGAAAAUCAUGGAACCAUGGGCAAGCAGUAGCAUGUAUCAUUCUUUAGGAACAAGUAUAUUUGCAUUCCUUGAGGCUAUUCUUACAUUUGAACAAAAAUCCAUUGAAAAGGCAGCUGGAGCUGUAAAACAGUGCAUGACUGUGUGUUUAAAGCAACGUAAACAUGUCACACUAACCCAAAAUAUUGGGAAAAUGGUGAAGAAGACUAAUUACGAUGCUUAUACAAUUGAGGAAGUGCAUGCGGAACUCUGUUAUGCCGAAUCACUUUUUUUAAAAUCGAUGCUCACGUUUGUGGAGGACGAGACUUUGGUCAGCUUUGUUAAAGCUGGGUUCAAAAUUCGUACCUGCUUUCUAUCGUAUAAAGAGUGUUUAACAAUUUUAAAUAAUCGUAAAUGGGAGAACAAUGCUCAUAAAAUACAUUUCGAAAGUGGUGUCCGCACUGGUAUUGGUGCAUUCAAUCUGAUGAUUUCUCUAUUACCAGCAAAAAUUAUCAAACUGCUAGAGUUUAUUGGAUUUUCGGGUGAUAAGGAAUAUGGUUUGUCAGAAUUAGAAGCAGGGUACAAAGAAAGAAGAGGUUUACGACAUGUGCUGUGUGCGAUGUUUCUUUUAUCUUACAAUCUGCUCGUGUCGUUUGUUCUAAGUCAUACAGACGGUGAUCUAGAUUGGUGUGAAAAAGUUUUGGAAGAAGAAUUAAGUCUUUAUCCAAAUGGUGUAUGGUUUUUAUUUUUUAAGGGAAGACUAGAACUAACAAGGGGAAAUUUUGAGAAAUCGUUAGAAUGGUACACCAAAUCUUGGAAAAGUCAAGAUCUAUGGCCUCAAUUUCAUCAUAUUUGUUUUUGGGAAUUAAUGUGGGCACAUUGUUCAUUGCAACAAUGGAAUCAAGCUGCGAUGUUUGCCAGUACUUUAGCUAAGGAAUCGCAUUGGUCUCGUACAAUUUAUUUAUAUCAAAGAGCUGCAAUACUUAUGAUGCAAAAACCAUCAUCACAAAGCCAAGAAAAACAAAUGAUAGAUACCUUAAUGAUGCAAGCGCCUACUUAUAAGCAACGUAUUGCGGGGAAGUCAUUACCAAUGGAAAAAUUUGUAAUAAAAAAAACUGAACGGUAUUUUGCACAAAAGAAAAAUCUAGUCCUUCCUAUAUUUGAGCUUAUGUAUGUCUGGAAUUUAUUUCGAAUAAUAGGUAAACGACAAGAUUUAACAUUAAACAUGUUUAAAGUAAUUGAAGAUGCUGAAAAGGAGCUUAUGAAAGCAUCGAAAACAGAAUUUCAUGCAGAUAACGAAGCGCUCUUAUUACUUUUAAAAGGUGCUUGCUUACGACAAAUGAAACACCCUUUAUUAGCUGAGAAAUGUUUGAGACGUGUUCUCGAGUUGGACAAGUCAAUCAAGGAAGAUACUUAUUUACUUCCUUAUGCAACGGUAGAAUUAGCUUUGUUAGGUCAAGAUCAAGGGAAUAUUCAACUUGCUAUUGGAUUAUUAGAGGAUGCCAAAAAAACAUUUACUGGAUAUCUGCUAGAAUCUAGAUUACAGUUUAGGAUUCAUUCCGAUUUGAUGAAAUUGACUGGCAAAAAGGCCGAAGAUAUUUUAAUGUAAUAGUACCUGGAAAAUAAGCUUUUUGUAAGAAACAAUUCAUUACUGCCAAUAGCAUCACUAUUGCGGAU
Molecule: messenger RNA, 1940 nt
Organism: Eufriesea mexicana
Lineage: Eukaryota; Metazoa; Arthropoda; Insecta; Hymenoptera; Apidae
Product: tetratricopeptide repeat protein 39B
Exons: 11
Coding region: 148-1872 (574 amino acids)
Molecular function (GO): protein binding
Source: RefSeq, a predicted model, not a curated record